AUGAAUAAGAGGUUAUGGGAAAAAGAUCGGGUACACACCAUAGAGAACAACAGGAAUAACAACUCCAAAAUAUUUUUCGAAAAAGCAAAUGAAGUUAAACGUGGAUAUCAAAUUAGACCAACAGUUAUGAAGAAGCAUGAUGGAUCCUUACUAACGCAGAGUAAAGAAAUUGCGAGUGAAUUCAAAGAUAUGUUCGAAAAAUUGUUAAACCAACCAAAUGAAAAUAACCCCAUACUUUAAUACUCUACUGUAGAACAGCAGCUUGAAAAACCAUCAGAGGACAAAGUGAAGAUGGGACUAGAUAUGCUAAAAAACGGGAAAGCACCGGGAGAUGAUGAAAUAGUAUAUGAAUGCCUAAAAACGGGAGGCCAAGGUCUACUGAACCAACUCCACAAACUUAUGAACACAAUCUGGGAACACGAGGAGAUACUCGAAGCAUGGCGUAUAUCCAUCAUAUGCCCUAUACACAAAAAAGGAUGCAUCAUGGAAUGUGAAAACUAUAGAGGGAUCUCACUACUCAAUACUUCAUAUAAACUAUUGUCCAACAUACUACUGACUAGAAUUAACCCAUACAUCAAAGAAAUAAUUGGAGAGUACCAAGCUGGUUUUAAGCUAAGAAAAUCAACAAUAGAUCAAAUACACAUUGUAAAACAAGUUGUUGAGAAGAGUCACGAAUACAAUAAAGACACAUAUCUACUAUUUGUUGACUUCAAAGCAGCGUAUGACUCAAUCAACAGAGACAAACUAUGGGAAGUCAUGGACCAGUUAGGAAUACCAGCCAAGUUAACCAGAUUAAUAAAAUCGUGUACGUAUAAUUCAAAAAGUAAAAUUNCAUAG
Cinara cedri is the source of this 837-nucleotide messenger RNA. The record is from the annotation of a GenBank genome assembly. NCBI's taxonomy places the organism in Eukaryota, Metazoa, Arthropoda, Insecta, Hemiptera, Aphididae.